Crotalus tigris (Tiger rattlesnake) is the source of this 4662-nucleotide messenger RNA. It is a transcript of the gene IFT70B, whose product is annotated as tetratricopeptide repeat domain 30B. The record is from RefSeq and is a predicted model, not a curated record. Gene Ontology annotation, molecular function: intraciliary transport particle B binding; protein binding. Gene Ontology annotation, cellular component: axonemal microtubule; intraciliary transport particle B. The coding region runs from base 1558 to 3567 and encodes 669 amino acids. Lineage: Eukaryota; Metazoa; Chordata; Lepidosauria; Squamata; Viperidae. Gene Ontology annotation, biological process: intraciliary transport. The transcript has a single exon.
AAUGACUUCUAAAUAGACAGAUGGAUAAAACUUAACAUUUAAAACAAUUUUUGAAAUUUUAGUCAAAAAAUCCUGUAGGAAAAAGUCUGAACAACUCUUGACAUAUAUUCUGACACUACCCCAGUGCAGCCCAUAAAUACGUAUUUGCCCAUAAAAAGGAAAUUGCCAGCGAAACCUACUGAGCAUUCAUUCUUGGAAGCAAUACACUAUUACCUGAAAAAGAAAAUGAGAAAUAGAGUACACUGAACAUUCUGAUAGGUUGCAAUACACCCUUGAUUAUGAUUCAACUAAAAAAUUAUCCAACAAGUGUCUGAUAAAAAAAUAAAUGUACCUGGUAUUUUAAAGUCAACAUAACUAGAUGUUUUAAUGAUUUGUACAGUGUAAAAAUGAAAAACCUUCAAAAUAUCUGUAUAUAAUAAUUUCCGUGGAAACUUGUAAGAUUUCUUUAACAAUUCAUCAUUAUUUUAAUCAAUCAAUUUGUACCCUGUCCAUUUUUCAUAAAGGCAGAAUAUAUUAAAGCUAUCAUAUAUUUAUCUUUUUCAAAAAUUCUGCAAAACAGCAGAGGUAGUAUUUGAUUCAAGACCAUUCAUUGAGUUUUCUGGUUCAAAUUUUAAAGAAAGCAUCCGUAGUCUAAUAAUUUAUCCUAACACUAGUCUGUGCAAAUACAACAAAAGAAAUGGUAUAAAUGAAUAGCAGAUUGGGUUCUCUUUCCAUAUCCUACCUAACCUGAAAACCGAAUUAGCAUAUUUUUAAUUUAAAUCAGAUAAAAAAACGUGUCAAUUAUAAUAAAGAGGGAGCUGAGUUAUAUGAAAAAAAAAUAAUAAUUAUACAUUUGGAUAUGCCACUGCAUAUUCUUUAGAGGAAAGAGAAGUGUUCUUACAGAUAACCUUAAAGAUGAACCGUUCCUAUUCGCUUUAAAAGGGAAAAAAGAGCGUCUUUGUUUUAGCGGGAGGUGAAGAGAAUGGACAGGAGACGGACGGUCACUGAGCGGUAUAGAAACGGCAUCCGAUGGACAAAGAAACUGCGGCAUCAGCUUCGCUAGCGCCAAAAUCUUUUCCUCCACUCAGCAAUUAAAAGUACAGGCGCUUGACUCUCUUUGCAGUCCGUCCCCCUUCGGGAAAUGGCGAAUUUAGCUUCAGCCUCCGGAGAAGUAAAGAAAUAAUUCAACCCAGCUAAGCUGGCGAACACUCCGCCUUAGCUAUUCUAGGCACCCGGCCACGCCCCUCACGUAGAACGCGUGGCAACAGCCGGCCUCCCGAGCCACUUCCAGAGAACUACAUUCCCCACAACGCUUGGCGCCAAGAGAGAAAAGAGAGCCGCGCGGCCCGCGGGCUAUGUGGUCCGCAUGGUCAGGCCUUUGGGGUAGCCAUCUCUCUCUCUCUCUCUUUCCAGGGUCGUAGCGACCCAAUGAGAAACCAAAUACGGAACGGGUCAUUUCCCCAGGGCGCUCACAACCGCCAGUUGCGGGGGGCGGGCUCUCGGUUGCCUUCCGCUUCCGGUGGCGGCAUGUUGUUGCCUAGGCAACGUUGUUUGUAGGCAGCCGGAGGCUUAUUCGAAAUGGCCACCGACAUGGCCUCUAUCGCCGACGGGGAGUUCACGGCGGCUAUUUACGGGCUGAUCCGGGCCGGCCGUUUUGCAGAGGCAGUGGGUAUCUUGAGUAGCGAGUUGCAAAAGAGCUGCCGCUCGCGGGCCGGCCUCUCGCUCCUCGGCUACUGCUACUACCAGCUGCAGGAUUUCGCGGCGGCGGCUGAGUGCUACGAGCAGCUGGGGCUCCUGCACCCCGAGCUCCACGAGUACCGGCUGUACCACGCGCAGGCGCUCUACAAGGCCGGGCUCUACGGCGAGGCCCUGCGCGCCACCGCCCCGCUGCUCGACGUCGCGGCCUUCCAGAGCCGAGCGCUUCGCCUGCAGGCGGCGGCCCACUACGCCCAGGGCGACCUCUCCAGCGCCAAGGCCCGGGUGGAGCUGCAGCUGGCGGCCGCCGCCGAAAGCAGCCCCGGCGCCCCCUCCGAGGACCCCUCCGAGCUGCCUGACGCGGAGGUGAACAUGGGCUGCCUCCUGUACCGCGAAGGGCAGCACGAGGAAGCCUGCAGCAAGUUCGCCUCUGCCAUGCAAGUGCUGGGCUACUGCCCAGAGCUGUCCUACAACAUGGCCCUGUGCUGCUAUGCUGCUAAGCAGUACGCUCCUGCUCUGAAGCAUAUUGCAGACAUCAUUGAGCGUGGCAUGCAGCAGCACCCGGAGCUGAGUGUGGGGACCAAUACGGAAGGCCUCGAUGUCCGCAGUGUGGGCAAUACGUUGCUCUUGCAUCGGACAGCCCUGGUGGAGGCUUUCAAUCUCAAAGCUGCCAUUGAAUACCAGCUGUGCAACCUUCAGGCAGCUCAGGAGGCCCUUACAGAUAUGCCCCCUCGGUCUGAGGAGGAGCUGGACCCGGUCACUUUGCACAACCAGGCUCUCAUGAACAUGGACAGGAGAGCCACAGAAGGCUUUGAGAAACUUCAGUUCCUUCUGCAGCAGAACCCUUGCCCACCAGAGACAUUUGGGAAUUUGCUGCUUCUGUACUGCAAGUAUCAAUACUAUGACUUGGCUGCAGAUGUGCUGGCUGAGAAUGCUCACUUGACCUACAAACUUCUCACUCCUUACUUGUACAACUACUUGGAUGCUAUGAUCACCUGCCAAACAGCCCCUGAUGAGGCAUUUCAUAAGCUUGAUGAACUGGCAGGGGCCCUAACAGAGCAGCUCAGAAAACUGACAAAGGAGGUGCAGGAGUCUAGGAAAAAUCGAGAUGAUGAGGCUCUAAGGAAAGCUGUGAAUGAUUACGAUGAAACGCUGGAGAAAUAUGUUCCUGUUUUUAUGGCCCAGGCCAAAAUUUAUUGGGACAUGGAGAACUAUUCCAUGCUGGAAAAAAUGUUCCAUAAGUCAGUAGACUUCUGUAAGGAUCAUGAAGUGUGGAAACUUAAUGUGGCUCAUGUACUAUUCAUGCAAGAGAACAAAUACAAAGAGGCAAUUGGUUUUUAUGAGCCCAUUGUAAAAAAACACUAUGACAACAUCCUUCAAGUUAGUGCCAUUGUCUUGGCUAACCUAUGUGUUUCUUAUAUUAUGACUAGUCAAAAUGAAGAAGCAGAGGAGCUGAUGAGAAAGAUCGAAAAAGAAGAGGAACAGCUUUCUUACCAUGAACCUGAAAAAAAGAUUUACCAUCUCUGUAUUGUCAAUCUAGUUAUUGGGACUCUGUACUGUGCCAAAGGAAAUUUUGACUUUGGCAUUUCUAGAGUAAUUAAGAGCUUAGAACCAUAUAACAAAAAGCUGGGCACAGAUACUUGGUAUUAUGCCAAAAGAUGUUUCUUGUCAUUGCUAGAAAAUAUGUGUAAGCAUGUGAUCAUGGUGCGUGACAGUGUCAUCCAAGAAUGCAUCCAGUUUCUUGAGCACUGUGAAGUUUAUGGCCGAAAUAUCCCUGCAGUAAUAGAACAACCACUUGAGGAAGAGAAGAUGCACAGUGGGAAGAACACAGUUACCUAUGAAGCCAGGCAGCUGAGAGCACUGAUGUAUGAAGUGAUUGGGUGGAAUAAGUAACUGCCAUAGCAUAUAUAUUCAAAAUGGCCCAAGUCAAAAGAUCAGUGAAAAGUGAUGAUGUAGUAGCGUUGUGUUGUAAAAGUUUCACAGGAAUUUGAAUUCACUUGGAAUUAUAGGGCAGCCUUUCCCACCCUUUCAAAACUUAUUUUUAUUAAAAGAGCUUCCUCAUCAAAUGUAUAAUACAUUUAACAAAAGAACUGCUUUAUAAAUUUGGAGUGUUGUGCUGUCCAAUUAAUAAGCAGCACUAUAGAAUGAUUGUAUUAUGAGGGGUGGAGGACGACUUAUAUGCUAUAUUUUCCCAGAAGUUAGUUGAUUACAAUAUUUCAUAUAAGCCAGGCUUAUAAGCAGCCUUUUGAAAAUAACAAAAAUACCUUUCAAAUAAGUAUUCUUUGGAAGUUGAAACUCAACGUAAGUCAACUGCUAAAUUUAGUAAGGGCAGAAAAUUAUCUUUGAAUGAUGUCAAGCUUUUGAACAUUUUAAUCUUUAAUGUAUGUAUAUUAAUGCUUUCAUGGUAAUGGGAGCUUUGAAUAAGUGGGCAUUCAAGUCCUAGUUUAAAGCAAUAAAAAGUUUUUUUUUUAAAAAGUAACAUUUAAAGUUUACCAAUACAAACAUGGAACAUAUAUUUUUCCACAAUGCUCUCUGUAAUGUUCAAUGAAAGCUGAUCAUGUGUGCAGGGCAAAUAAAAACUGAUGCAGGAAGUACUAAGUAACUGCAUUUAUUUACAAAUAAUUUUCCUUCCAAAUUUACUGACACCAUAUUUGCUGCUAGAUAUAUCAGAUAGGCUAGCAGGGCUCAUUUGAAGGCAAUGUACUAGUAGUUAGUUGCUCUUCCUUUCUUUAAGAGAUAGAAAUAUUUACUACUUAUUCCAGUUAUGAAGUUUACCAUAGCCCUAGAGACCAUGUCAAGCCUACAUAAUUUCUCAUAGGGUUUAGCCUGUGUCUUCUAUCUUUUAAGAUUACAGGUAUGAUUAAAGUCCAACGCUAUAAUGUCAGUAAAAAUCUCUCCUUUUCCUUCCUUUCCCAGAUGAAAAGUUCUAAACAACUCAAAAAACUAUGCACCAUUUUGCCAGACUAAAUAAAAAUUAUUAGUACUGUG